Messenger RNA from Ilex paraguariensis (yerba mate), 2628 nucleotides. NCBI's taxonomy places the organism in Eukaryota, Viridiplantae, Streptophyta, Magnoliopsida, Aquifoliales, Aquifoliaceae. The record is from the annotation of a GenBank genome assembly.
CCACUGCCAAACCUCCACUGUUUCUUCUUCAGCCACUUUCACACACACUAGACAAUGAUCUUCCACAAGAUUGCUCUCGUUAGCCUCAUUCUAAUUACAGUCCUCCUCUGUACUGAGUCGACUCAGCCCCCAUUCUCAUGCAACUCAUCAAACCCAUCAACCAAGUCGUACCCAUUUUGCCAAACUUCACUACCCAUCCGCAAACGGGUCCAGGACCUAGUCUCUCGCCUGACACUCGAUGAAAAAGUCUCCCAACUCGUUAAUACAGCACCCGCCAUUCCCCGACUCAGCAUCCCCGCCUACGAGUGGUGGUCCGAAGCUUUACACGGCGUUUCCAACGCCGGAUACGGCAUUGAAUUCACUGGCCGGAUUGGCUCCGCCACCAGCUUCCCCCAAGUCAUCCUUACCGCCGCCAGCUUCGAUGCCCAUCUAUGGUACCGCAUCGGUCAGGUGAUCGGAAAGGAGGCUAGAGCAGUGUACAAUGAAGGGCAAGCAAUGGGGAUGACAUUUUGGGCACCAAAUAUAAAUAUUUUCAGGGACCCAAGGUGGGGGAGAGGGCAAGAGACACCAGGGGAAGACCCAAUGGUCACUGGGAAGUACGCAGUGUCAUAUGUUAGAGGGAUACAAGGGGAUAGUUUUGAGGGUGGGAAGCUCAAGAAUGGGCACCUUCAGGCCUCUGCUUGUUGUAAGCACUUCACUGCCUAUGAUUUGGACAACUGGAAGGGUGUUAAUCGUUUUGGCUUUGAUGCUCAGGUGACAAAGCAGGACUUGGCAGAUACAUAUCAACCACCAUUCCAAAGCUGCAUACAAGAAGGGAGAGCUAGUGGAAUAAUGUGUGCUUAUAACCGCGUUAAUGGGGUCCCAAACUGUGCUGAUUACAAUCUCUUAACCAAAACAGCCCGUGUACAAUGGGAUUUUCAUGGGUACAUCACGUCGGACUGUGAUGCGGUCUCCAUCAUGCACGAUGAUCAAGGAUAUGCCAAACUACCGGAAGAUGCAGUCGCUGAUGUACUUAAAGCAGGCAUGGACGUCAACUGUGGUUCCUACUUGAAGAAUUACACCAAAUCAGCAGUUCAGCAGAAUAAACUGCCUGAAGCUUCAAUAGACAGAGCCCUUCACAACCUCUUCACUGUUAGAAUGAGGUUAGGACUGUUCAAUGGCGACCCAACCAAACAACUUUUCAGCACCAUUGGUGCGGACCAGGUCUGCACACAAGAGCACCAGGACCUAGCCCUUGAAGCUGCAAGAAAUGGCAUUGUCCUUCUCAAGAACUCUGCCAGGCUCCUCCCUCUUUCAAAGACCAAAACCAUGUCACUUGCUGUAAUCGGCCCCAAUGCCGAUGCCGCACAAACAUUGCUCGGAAACUAUGCAGGUCCUCCAUGCAAAUCCACUACACCACUCCAAGCACUGCAGGAAUAUGUGAAAAACACCAAGUAUAACCAAGGUUGCAAUGCAGUCAGCUGUACCUCUGUUUCAAUCAAUGAAGCAGUGAGCAUAGCGAAAGAGGCAGAUUUUGUGGUUCUGGUUAUGGGAUUGGAUCAAAGUCAAGAGAGGGAGUCUCAUGAUCGUGAGGACUUGGUGCUUCCGGGGAAGCAGCAGAGUCUCAUCACUAGUGUUGCCAAAACCACGAAGAAGCCAAUUGUACUGGUGCUGUUUUGUGGAGGUCCAGUUGAUAUUUCCUUUGCAAAACAUGACCCCAAAAUAGGAAGCAUCUUGUGGGCUGGUUAUCCAGGGGAAGCUGGAGGACUUGCACUUGCACAAAUCAUCUUUGGAGACCACAACCCAGGUGGAAAAUUGCCAAUCACUUGGUAUCCAAAAGAUUUCAUCAAAAUUCCAAUGACAGACAUGAGGAUGAGACCUGAACCAUCCAAAGGCUAUCCCGGGCGCACUUACCGAUUCUACAAGGGCCAAAAAGUUUUUGAAUUUGGCUAUGGUCUUAGCUACUCGGCCUAUUCUUAUGACUUCGUCUCUGUUACCAAAGACAACCUCUACCUGAAUCAAUUAUCAACCAGUCCAGUAAUUGAGAGCUCAGAGUCAGUGUGGUACAUCUCAGUGUCAGAAAUGGGGAGAGAGUCCUGUGAGAAGGCGAAGUUCUCAGCUAUUGUAGGAGUCAAAAAUCAGGGGGACAUGGCUGGUAAGCACCCGGUCCUACUGUUUGUUAGGCAGGCAAAGCUUACAAGUGGGAGUCCAAUGAAACAGCUGGUCGGAUUCCAAAGUGUGAGCUUGAAUACAGGGGAAAGAGCUGAAAUUGAAUUUGUUCUGAGCCCUUGUGAGCACCUUAGUAGAGCCAAUGAACAUGGUUUGAUGGUGAUUGAAGAGGGUACACAUUCUUUGGUUGUGGGCAACAAAGAAUACACCAUAAGCAUUGCAGUUUGAUAUCGACUAUCAAAUCUUCACUUAAAAGCCAAUGAUAACUGUUCAAGAACUACAGACUAUGUUUUAGCUUUCAUUAUGCAUUGCAAAUCACAGAUCGCAACAGCAAUUUAAGCUAUAUUCAUUGCUUUUACUUACACAUUGAGCAUAUUCUAUUUUCACUUUUCUAUAAUCCUGAAGUUGAACCCAAGCACAGCAAUGUCAAGACACAUAUCAGUUCUCCCAGAAAACAAACCCUCAAAUUUACAGGAAGAU